UCGCCGCCACCUCCGCUGUCGUUUCUGCACUCUUCGCGGUCCGGGGCACACUCUGUGCUCCUGUGCCAGCUCAGCGGUGGCGAGAGACACUACCCGCCAGCGGAGACAUGAGGAGCGUCCCGCGGGCCGCCGUUGUCCUGGGGCUGCUUCGCCUCUGCCUGGCCCAGGCCAACUUCGCCCCCUACUUCUUUGACAAUGGGGUCGGCAGCACCCACGGAAACAUGGCGCUGUUCAGCCUCCCAGAGGACACUCCUGUAGGCUCUCAUGUGUACACACUGAACGGGACAGACCCCGAGGGAGACCCCGUCUCCUACCACAUCAGCUUUGACCCCAGCACUAGAAACAUCUUUUCUGUUGACCCCAACUGUGGAAACAUCACUCUGGUUGAAGAGCUGGACCGGGAGAGGGAGGACGAGAUCGAAGCCAUCAUCGGCAUCUCCGAUGGCCUGAAUCAGGUGGCAGAAAAAGUUGUGAUCCUGGUGACUGAUGCCAAUGAUGAGGCGCCCAGGUUCAUCCAGGAGCCAUAUGUCGUUCUGGUUCCCGAGGACACACCUGCUGGGAACAGCAUCUUUAAGGUCCAUGCAGUGGACAGGGACACAGGCUCUGGAGGGAGUGUCACUUACUUCCUGCAGAAACCACACUCCACCAAAUUUGCUAUGGAGCGCCACAGCGGCGUGCUGCGCCUGCGGGCGGGGACCACGCUGGACUACGAGAAGGUCCGGGCCCACUUUGUCACAGUGGUCGCCAAGGACGGCGGAGGGAGGCUCCGGGGGGCUGACGUCAUGUUCUCAGCCUCCACCACCAUCACAGUCAGCGUGGAGGAUGUCCAGGACAUGGCCCCUGUCUUCGUGGGCACACCCUACUACGGCUACGUGUAUGAGGACACCCUUCCGGGUUCAGAGGUGCUGACUGUGGUGGCCAUGGAUGGAGAUCGGGGCAAACCCAACCACAUUCUCUACGGCCUCGUGAACGGGAGCGAUGGAGCCUUUGAAAUUAAUGAGACGUCUGGAGCCAUCUUGGUCGCGCAGAGCCCUGCCCAGCUCCGGAAAGAGGUGUAUGAACUGCAUGUACAGGUGACUGAGGUCAGCUCUGACGGGCACCCAGCUGCCCACGCCAUGGUCCCAGUCACCAUCAGGGUCGUGGACCUCAACAAUCACCCCCCAACAUUCUAUGGAGAGAAUGGACCCCAGGACAGGUUUGAGCUGUCCAUGUACGAGCACCCACCCCAGGGCGAGAUCCUGCGGGGCCUCAAGAUCACCGUCAACGACUCAGACCAGGGAGCCAAUGCCAAAUUUAACUUGCGGCUGGUGGGACCUGGAGGCAUCUUCCGAGUGGUCCCCAAGACAGUCCUGAAUGAAGCCCAAGUCACGAUCAUUGUGGAGAACUCGGCUGCCAUUGACUUUGAAACGUCCAAAGUGUUAACCUUCAAGCUCCUGGCCAUCGAGGUAAACACCCCAGAGAAGUUCAGCUCCACAGCGGAUGUGGUGAUCCAGCUCCUGGAUACCAACGACAAUGCCCCCAAGUUCACCUCCCACUUCUACGUUGCCAGGAUCCCCGAGAAUGCCCCAGGGAGCUCUAACGUGGUGGCUGUUACAGCUGUAGAUCCAGACACAGGCCCCUGGGGCGAAGUCAAAUACUCCAUCUAUGGGACCGGGGCCAACUUGUUCCUGAUCCACCCCUCCACUGGGAUCAUCUACACCCAGCCCUGGGCCAGCCUGGAUGCUGAGGCCACUGCCAGGUACAACUUCUACGUGAAGGCAGAAGACCUGGAGGGCAGGUACAGCCUGGCCGAGGUGUUCAUCACUCUACUGGAUGUCAAUGACCACUACCCCCAGUUUGCAGAGAAUAUCCAGGAGAAGACCAUGGUGCUAGGGACCCCACUGAAAAUUGAGGCCACAGACCAGGACGCAGAGGAGCCCAACAACUUGGUGGACUAUUCCAUCACCCACGCGGAGCCAGCCAACGUAUUCGACAUCGACGUGCACACAGGCGAGAUCCGGCUGAAGAAGUUCAUCCGCUCCCUGGACGCACUGCACAACGUAACUCCCGGUGGGGACGGCUUGUGGUCCGUUGAGGUGCAGGCCAAGGACCGCGGCUCCCCCUCCUUCAGUACCACAGCCUUGCUCAGGAUUGACAUCACAGACGCCGAGAUGCUGUCUCGGGGUCCCAUGGCCGCCUUCCUAAUGCAGACCAGAGACAACCCCAUGAAGGCCGUGGGCGUGCUGGCUGGCAUCAUGGCCAUUGUCGUGGCCAUAACUGUGCUCAUCUCCACUGCCACCUUUUGGCGCAACAAAAAGUCCAACAAAGUCCUGCCUGUGCGGCGCGUGCUCCGCCAGCGGCCCAGCCCUGCGUCCCGCACUGUCCACCUUGAGUGGCUCAAGUUCAGGAGGGCAAAGGCUGCAGCCAAGUUUGCCCUCAGAGAGGAUGCUUCCAAUGAGAACUGCAACAACAACAGGCUGGGGAGCUCACUGCCCCCCAGAGCCCCAGCUCCCCCACCUCCACCCAGAGUGCUGCCCACCAUGGGCGCUGCCCACUGGACGGUGCCUACAGUCUCAGGCUCACUGGCCUCCCGGCAGCCCCAGUGGUCACCGAAGCCAAAGGCAUUGGGAAGCCCCAUCAAGUCAGCUCUGGUUUCAGAGCUCAAGCAAAAGUUUGAGAAGAAGACUGUAGACAACAAGGCUUACUUCUAG
Messenger RNA from Trichechus manatus latirostris (Florida manatee), 2690 nucleotides. RefSeq names its product cadherin related family member 1 (gene CDHR1). NCBI's taxonomy places the organism in Eukaryota, Metazoa, Chordata, Mammalia, Sirenia, Trichechidae. Gene Ontology annotation, biological process: multicellular organism development; homophilic cell-cell adhesion; calcium-dependent cell-cell adhesion. Gene Ontology annotation, molecular function: cadherin binding; calcium ion binding. Bases 108 to 2690 code for a protein of 860 amino acids. The record is from RefSeq and is a predicted model, not a curated record. Gene Ontology annotation, cellular component: catenin complex; plasma membrane; adherens junction. The transcript is spliced from 17 exons.